Erigeron canadensis is the source of this 1544-nucleotide messenger RNA. Its product is annotated as protein GAMETE CELL DEFECTIVE 1, mitochondrial. The record is from RefSeq and is a predicted model, not a curated record. Lineage: Eukaryota; Viridiplantae; Streptophyta; Magnoliopsida; Asterales; Asteraceae. Bases 182 to 1273 code for a protein of 363 amino acids. The transcript has 4 exons.
AUAAGGAAGAAAGAAAGAUACAGAAAGAGUAGUAGUUUUGUAAAACCUAAUUAUUAUUGUGAGCAAGCAUCAAUUUUGGCUCAUUUCCGUCACUAUUUCAAUUCAAUCAGAUCACUUUUUCAUCUCUUUAUGGUAUCCGUUUUAGACUGCGAAGUAUAAAAGAAAGGUGUUAUUAGGAAAAAUGCGAUCACUUGCCCGAGUGAUAUCCCAACUGACCACAAACUUAGGGGCCACACAGUUAAACACGGUCACCAAAUCAGUGGCAUGUAACUUUAUUUCAAGCAGUCGUUAUCUUUCCACUAAAGGGGGGAACGGUGGUGAUAUCGAUUGGGGGUCCGAGUCUACUUGGUCAAGUGGGCUUACCAAAGAGCAUUUUGACGGGGAGGAUGAAGAACAAAAAGUUGAGGACAGUAAUAGUAGUGUUAGUGGUGGCAAAGUUGGUGGCGGUGUUGGUGGAGGAAAAGGGGCAUCGGGUUCAACUCGUUUUGCAUCCGCAAAUGAGAAUGAGGAUGAUUUAGAACAGAUCAGGAAGUUGGCUGAUCAAGCUUUCCGUGAAGAUAAUGCGUUUGCAAACAAGUAUAAGGAGAGGAUGCGUGAAAUAAAUGUGUUGAUGAAACAGAUAAUGGAGCCUGGAGCAAGAGGGGCGUAUCUGAAGGACUCAGAGAAGGCUGAAAUGUAUCGGCUUCAUAAGCAGAACCCAGAAAUUUAUACUGUUGAGAAGUUGGCAAAAGACUAUAGGAUUAUGAGGCAGAGGGUGCAUGCUAUUUUAUGGCUCAAGGAAGAUGAAGAGAAAAUGGAGAAAAAGCUUGGACAUGCUCUGGAUGAUUCUGUGGAACAGCUGCUUGACAAUUUCCCUGAAUUUUUCGACUGGCAUGAUAAAGAGUUUCAUGUUGCGACUCUACCAUACAAGCCAGAUUUCAAGGUGAUGCCCGAGGGAUGGGACGGUACCAUCAAAGACCCAGAUGAGGUUCUGUAUGAGAUAUCAAUGAAAGAGGAUGAGAUCUUAUAUCAGGAGUUUCUUGAGAAGUUCAACUUUAACAAGAUGAAGAUGGAAGGGAAAGUAAAGGUUCAUAAGUACAGCAGGAGGCGUCCAUCAGAAGGAUGGGAAAUCACCGUUGAAAAGAUGGGGUCUCGUGGGAAGCGUGGAGAUGGCGGAGGAUGGAAGUUCAAGAGCUUGGCAGACGGGUCCACUAGACCGCUCAACGACUACGAAAAGAUGUUUGUAAGAAGGGAGAAACCUCGCAGGCGACGCAAGAUUCUCCACCCGAAAUAAAUUUAGAAAGAUGAAAGGUGUUAUUCUCAUAGACUAGACAGUUUUAUUCACUGCAAACGAUUUGAUCUCUUUUGUUCUUGCUGAAACAAAGGGCACUGUCAUUUGUGUUUCUAUGCAAUGUUUGUUAGCUUCAUAUAAAUGUCAAGCCUAGACCGAAACGUCUAAGCAUAACUAUUUUGUGCUGUGGUAUGAUACAAGUUAGAACUCGGUUUUCAUGUUUUGUAUUGGAUCAAAGUUUGGAGUAAAAAUUUAUGUAUGCAAGUUUUAGAAA